Bipolaris sorokiniana ND90Pr is the source of this 1620-nucleotide messenger RNA. RefSeq lists its product as uncharacterized. The record is from RefSeq and is a predicted model, not a curated record. The transcript has 2 exons. Gene Ontology annotation, biological process: protein dephosphorylation. Gene Ontology annotation, molecular function: protein serine/threonine phosphatase activity. NCBI's taxonomy places the organism in Eukaryota, Fungi, Ascomycota, Dothideomycetes, Pleosporales, Pleosporaceae. The coding region runs from base 1 to 1620 and encodes 539 amino acids.
AUGCAGUUCCGCGCUUUGACGGGUGCCCUAGUGGCUGCAGCCGUUGCCUCUGGGGCCUUCUUUGCAUACAACGGCAACGACUCCACGGGUCAUUCGUAUUCCCCCGCCGACCAAGCCAGAAACCUUACCAGUGCUGCCAAUAGCGAGACUACGCGGAAGGCGCUCGUCGUGGGGCCUGGAGAGCUGUACACGGGCACAAUCACAGGAACUGGGCCCAUCUCAAAAGAGACAGAUGACUAUGGCAGGAAAGUGCUCGAGAUGCUGGACCCGGACCAAGCCACGGCCAAGCUGAGGAAGAAUGAAGAAUCAUGGUUGGUGGGAAGGGGUCAGGGCGUAGUGCGAUACGACGUUGUGCAAAUACCCAGCAAUGACCCUAUUGAAGACGACCACGCUGAGAAGAUCAUCGAAGUCCCGUCCAAUCUAGCUGCUACCGACAAUGGCGCAUCUGCCAGCGACUGGAUGUUCUGGGGCGUAUUCGACGGUCACAGUGGCUGGGUCACUUCAGCCAAACUCCGUCAAACGCUGAUUUCUUAUGUCGCACGCGAGCUCAACACGACUUACAAAUCCGCCCUUGCGGACCCUUCGCUGCACUUUCCAAAUCCUGAAGCAAUCGACAAAGCAAUCAAGACCGGCUUCACAAAGCUAGACAACGAAAUCGUCCACGAAUCUGUUAAGAAAGUACGAAAGGCCCAGUCUAAGGUCGCCGCUGCCGAGCUACUUGCCCCUGCACUAUCCGGCUCAUGCGCUCUCCUGUCCUUCUAUGACAGCCGGUCGAAGCUUUUAAGGGUUGCCUGUACAGGUGACUCUCGUGCUAUUCUUGGUCGACGAGGCGAAAAUGGUAAAUGGACAGCAACUCCUCUAUCAGAGGAUCAGACUGGUGGAACGACAAGCGAAGCAGAGCGAUUACGCCGAGAACAUCCCGGGGAGCCCAACGUAGUCCGGAAUGGCCGUAUUCUAGGUGGAUUGGAGCCCUCUCGCGCCUUUGGGGAUGCCUACUACAAAUGGUCGCUCGAGACGAAUGCCGAACUGAAGAAGUCCUAUUUUGCACGAACGCCAUCAGCGCUACUCAAGACCCCACCUUAUGUUACUGCUGAACCUAUCAUCACUACCACCAAGAUUGAGCCUGAAAAGGGUGACUUUGUCGUCAUGGCUACAGAUGGAUUAUGGGAAAUGCUUACCAAUGAAGAAGUUGUUGGUUUAGUUGGCCAGUGGCUCGACGCGCAGAGCAAUUCAGGGGGCCAAGGUUCUCAGACUCAAUCAUGGCUAAAGAGCUGGUGGUCUAGCCAGAAGCAGCUGCCAGUCGAACAAAAGGCAGGAGACACAGCGGAAGGUCAGCGUGCGCCCAUCCGCCAACAACAGUGGGGCACCAAGACUAGUCUGAACGAGCGCUUCGUAGUCGAGGACAAGAAUGCCGCAACCCAUCUUGUGCGAAACGCACUUGGAGGAAAGGACCAAGAUCAGCUGAGUGCUCUGCUCACGCUUCCAAGCCCCUUCUCUCGACGAUACAGGGACGACCUGACGGUAGAAGUCAUCUUCUUUGGCGAAGGCACUGGCACGGGUAACGUGACUCGAAAUCAAGAGGCUAGCGCAGCAGAGCCUGAGGCGCAAGCCAAGCUGUAG